Molecule: messenger RNA, 1925 nt
Organism: Stegastes partitus (bicolor damselfish)
Lineage: Eukaryota; Metazoa; Chordata; Actinopteri; Pomacentridae
Gene: nrm
Product: nurim
Exons: 4
Coding region: 4-819 (271 amino acids)
Cellular component (GO): nuclear membrane
Source: RefSeq, a predicted model, not a curated record
GAAAUGGCGUCAGUCGCGGUCCAUGGCUGGGCUCUGUGCACCGCGUCUCUGCUCAACUUUGCGUUUGUUUUCAUAUCUGGUGCAGACUUCAUUCAGUUCGUGUCAUUUCGAGCCAUUUACCACAACAUCACCGGAGAGACGACGCUGUGCCAAGACUCCAUGUCGUGGUCGGAGGCCCUGCAGGACGGCUCAGUCCUCAGGUCUCUUGUGGUGGAUCUGGGACUCCUGGUUCUGUUCACCACACAGCACAGUCUGAUGGCCUGGUCUCCGGUCAAACAGACCCUCCAGUCAGUGUUCGGGUCCCUGAACAGGACGGCGUACUGCUUCUCUACUGCGCUGGCACUUCAGAUUUUGAUGCGAUACUGGCAGCCUGUGACCAGCGCCCCGUGUCUGUGGUCGGUUCGUCAUGCACCCUGGAGCAUCUGGUUCCCUCUGCUCUGCUUCACGCUGCACUUCCUCUGUUGGGCGAUCAUCUGCAGCAUCCUCAUGAUUUUUGAUUACCCAGAACUGCUGGGCAUCAAACAGGUGUAUUACGAGUGUCUCAGUUUAGGUGACCCCCUGUCUCACAAGUCACCUGGUGGCCAGCGACUUCUGUCUCACCUCCGCCACCCAGUGUGCCUGGAGAUGGGCGUCGUGCUGUGGCUUCUGCCGGCCUUAUCCCUGGACAGGCUGCUGCUGGCGGGGACGCUGUCGGCCUACCUGGUCCUGGCACACUCUCUGGACAAGCAGGACUUAUCCUACCUCUGUGUGCAGGUUAACAGCAAGAUGCAACUCUUUGCAGAGCCACACCAGGACGACGGCAACCACAAGGAGCAGUGAGGUCGGGGUCACUGUUAUUUAAAUCUGUCUCGUCAUUUGCCAGAAAUAUUGUGUCAAAACUGACUUGAGGGGGAGUCUUCGUAAUCCUCUGAGAGGCUGAUCUAUGCUGUUUGUGUCAUUUUGAAUGUAGUUUUAGAAAGAGGAGAGUUUUAUUACAAUACUUUAAAUCACAAACACCUCCUCGUACAAAUAGAGAGCUAUUACUGUUUCCAAAAGGUGUCUCUUGUUGCUGCAACACUACGUUAACUGCUUCAAAUUUGAAUUAAUUUAAGAGGUAAAAUUAGUACAAUAUAGAUUCAAAACAAGUUUGCAAUGAAACCCUCCAAAUGAUCCUUUCUCGACUCCACUGAGUUGUUUUUGUUUAUGAUACAGCGUAUCUUUAUGGACUGUUAGUUUCUCUAUUGCAACACAAUAUUUCCCUGAACGCUAAUUUAAAUUUAAUCGUCACACUGAGAGUUCACACUGGCAAAAGCAAAUGGAUAACAAAGUCUCUUUGUAUUUCUGAAGCUAUGAAUGUAUUUUUCUGCAGUUUUUCCUCAUUUGUGUUGUGAAUGCAUCAAUAGUAACUAAUUGUAUUUAACUUGUAUUUAACUUGGGCAACUUGAACAACUGGGUUGGUAUUUCAUGUCUGAUUUAUCUUUCUUAAUAUUUCGAGUAAUUCAUGUUAGUUUACUAUCAGGGCAACCACUGUUUUCCAAAACAUGCAGUUAAUUCUUAACUUAAAGUACUGUAAUUUUUGAUUUCACAAGUAUUGUACACUAAAAGUAGUUUCCCAAUGUCUGCACAAUGACUUUCAGUUUUUUUAAGGCCAUGCGUAAUUCAUGUAAAAUGCUGACAUUUUUGUUUGUUGAUGGUUUUUUUUUUGUAUUUUUAAAGCCAAGUCACAGCAGAAGCAGAUUCACGACAUUUUAAUAUUGCUAUGUUUGUUUUUCAAAUAUUAGUUGGCAAGGCAAAAGCUGAAAUGUCACAGGUAAAUACUGUAAACAUGAUAUUAAUGGAAGCCAUUGAACUUGAUUUGUUAAUUAUAAACGAGACUUGUAUAAACACAGCUCCAGUCACACUGUAAAAGCAUUGCUAUUUGUAAAAAUACACAUUUCUGAUCUGGA